GAAGAAGAAGAAGAAGAAGAAGAAGAAGCUUCACUGGAUUGGGAAACCAGAAGAAACAUAAUCCUCGAUAUCGCUAAAGGUCUCUGCUACUUACACGAAGAAUGCAGGCACAGAAUCGCACAUUUAGACAUAAAGCCACAAAACAUUCUGCUCGAUGAGAAAUUUAAAGCCAAAGUUGCAGAUUUUGGAAUGUCUAAGCUGAUUGAUAGAGAACAGAGGGAGGUGAUGACCAGAAUGAGAGGAACGCCUGGUUAUUUAGCUCCAGAAUGGUUAACUUCGAUCAUUACUGAAAAAGUUGAUGUUUAUAGCUUCGGAGUUGUGGUUCUGGAAAUCAUGAGCGGAAGAAGGAACUUGGAUCCUUCUCAGCCUGAAGAAGCUGUUCAGUUAAUUGCUCUGUUGGAAACAUUAAAGAUUGAAUCUUUGCCGGACAUUUUUCUGCAGAACAUCAGAAACAUUUGCAGAGAUGAAGAAGAUGCGAUUAAGGUGAUGGGAUUAGCUUUGUGGUGCCUGCAGAGUGAUUGUAAGAGAAGGCCGGCCAUGUCUAUGGUGGUUAAGGUUUUGGAAGGUUUGGAAGAGGUGGAAUCUGAUAUAGAGUUUGACUUCUUUGGGAACUAUCAAACUUCGCAGCAGAGUGGAGGCCAUUAAAGCUCCGGAAGAAGAGUAAAAUUCUGUGUUUUUGUAGAAAGAAAGCGAAAUUUCUAAUCACUGAAGACAAAUUCUGGAUCAUUGGGAAAUAUCUGGCAGCCAUUGAUGAACAUCAAGCUUCGAAAAAAAAUUAAAUUUUAAUUAUUUUG
Molecule: messenger RNA, 794 nt
Organism: Phalaenopsis equestris
Lineage: Eukaryota; Viridiplantae; Streptophyta; Magnoliopsida; Asparagales; Orchidaceae
Product: G-type lectin S-receptor-like serine/threonine-protein kinase SD2-5
Exons: 1
Biological process (GO): protein phosphorylation
Molecular function (GO): ATP binding; protein kinase activity
Source: RefSeq, a predicted model, not a curated record